Halteromyces radiatus is the source of this 3257-nucleotide messenger RNA. Its product is annotated as galactosyltransferase-domain-containing protein. The record is from RefSeq and is a predicted model, not a curated record. The coding region runs from base 96 to 3083 and encodes 995 amino acids. Gene Ontology annotation, cellular component: endoplasmic reticulum membrane. Lineage: Eukaryota; Fungi; Mucoromycota; Mucoromycetes; Mucorales; Cunninghamellaceae. The transcript is spliced from 4 exons. Gene Ontology annotation, biological process: cellular response to oxidative stress. Gene Ontology annotation, molecular function: hexosyltransferase activity.
CUCUUGUUUCACUCUUUACCAUCUUUUCUCACUUAUUUCAAGAAGAAGAAGAAAGAAAAAAGAAAGAAAGAAAAAAAAAGGUGGAAUAUAUUUAUAUGCAAACGUCUGGUGCACCUCCCAUGUUUAGGAACAAGAUUCUAUCGAGUCUCAAUGUUCCUCGACGUUAUAGUAUACCAGUUAUUCUACUUCGUGCACUUAGUCUGAUACCAUCUCUUUUGGGUUUUACUUACAAUACAAAAGCUACUUGGCAUGUUGACGAACGUGAUGCUGGUGGUGCUAUUUAUCUUUCCAAUACAAAAGCAAAUUAUUUUGUUGCCACUCUCUGGUGUGCUUUGGCAGGUUAUUGGAGUUGGAUUCUCAUGACAAGUAUGACACGAAGAUGGCUUUAUCAUUAUGAAGUCAAUAAUGCCAUUGUACGACUUAUUACUUUAACAGUUCUCAAUUGGUCAACUGCAGCAUUUAUCAGUUCUAAAGGUGGUUCACCAACCAAGAUAUGGAUGACCAUUUGUUUUGUUCUUUUGGUUUGCAAUAUUUUGAAACUAGUCAUUGCCAAUAGUCCAAAAUAUCAUCGAAAAGUAGAAGACGUAUCCAUUCCUCGUAUUAAUCUCAAGUCAACUGCUGUCAAAGUUUUGGUUUUACCUCUCUUGGUUGUUACUUGUUGGACUAUGUAUGUAGGAAUUCAACAAACAAAUACACUUUUAUACACUACUAGUCAAUUAAUGCAACAUCAACCCUAUCUCUUGGAUACUUCAGUAACAACAUCUUCAGUAUUAAUAUUGAUUUUAUCUUCUUGGACAAAUAAAGCCGCAAUCAGACGCCAAAUACUUCGUGAUACUUCUUUACAACUUCUUAACAAUAAGAAUUCUCUAUCUGUAACAUAUCGUUUUGUGGUUGGACAACCUCCUUCGGCAUGGGCUCAAGCAACUAUGGGUGCUGCUCUGAUAAAUGAAUCAAAUCAAUAUCAUGAUAUGCUGGUCAUUCCUACUUCUGAUUUGGAUAUUCAUCAAAGCUGGAAACUCUUUUCUGCUUUACGUUGGUCUGUUGAUAUCGAUUAUGAUUAUCUUGUUAAAACAAUUGAUGAUGUUUUUGUUCGAUGGGAUCGUCUUACUGAUGAAUUGAUCUCUCAAGGUCAUCAAACACAAUACUGGAAAGGAUUGGUUUACAGGAAUAUGCCAUGGAAUUUUCGAAAUAUCAAGAAAUCAACCAAUGUCGAUUAUGCCAUACCAGUUCUUCCAUCCUUUACAUCAGGUACUUUAUAUACUCUAUCAAAAGAUAUGGUACAACGGAUUGUUCAACAUAAUUCUACUCGUCGCUAUUCAGACAAUGAAGAUGAAAAUCUCUCUUUUUGGUUAUUUGGUGUGGAUAUUCGACCUCAACAUGAUGCAAGAAUUCAGGAUUUAGAAAAUGUCUGUGAAGAUGAUCUUUUGGCAAAACCUUUUACAUCAUCACCCUCUCUAAUGAAAAAAAUGUACGACAAUAUCAUUCAACAACGACCUCAAUGUACAGGAUUGAAAAUGGAAAACUGCGCAGUAUGUUAUCCUUGUUACGGUAAAAAGAAUGAUUGGCGAGACCUCAACUUUCAAUGUGAUCAGCUUAAAGGUGUGUCUCCAAUGAAAAAUGCAUAUGCACAAAUAGCUGAUGGUGUGGUAAAGGAUACACUUCCUCCUUCUGUGAUUGGUGAAAAUGAUGAAUGGAUUAUUGAUGGUAUUCUCUCUCGACGAACAUCCAAAUAUUCUGAUGGUGACGACUGGAGUUUGGUUUAUUGGGUAUGCUGGACAAGUGAGCCUUCUACUUUUACUGAACGACAUUGGCGUGCUUUGGAACUGGUAUGGGUACAUGAACCAAGGGCAGUCAUCUUUAUGAUAUCAAAUACAUUACCUCAAGCCUUCUUUGAUGAUUACACCAAGUAUGGAUAUAACAUUCAAGUUGUUCAUUUUAACAAGGAAAAUCUUUUGAAUUGGCAAUGGUAUUUUGGACCCGGUACACGCGAUUGGUUGAGUAAUUGGGAGAACUGGGAAAAAGGACAAUUCUUCUAUUGGCAUUUGACUGAUUACAUUCGAUGUUUACUCUUGUAUAAUUACGGUGGCACAUAUAUGGAUAUGGAUGCACUAUGGAUUCGCCUACCUCCUGAUCGAAAUAUGGAAUUUAUUGGAUCUGAUUAUUCAAGUCUUGAAUCAGAUCGACAAUGGACUUUGGAUGAUAAAGGAUUAUACUUGCCUCAAGGUGUCAUGCGAUUCAAACGCGGAUGGAAACUGUUCCGUGAAAUGGCCGAAAGUGCAUUCUCUGCUUAUACUUACGAUCCCGGAUGUUUCAAUUGUGGUGGACCUAAAGCAAUCACAACUUAUGCACGACAACAUCGCUCUUCUUUGGAAAAUGCUGGAUUCACCAUUCUACCACGUGAAGUCUUGUAUCCCUCAAGUUAUCUUGAAAUCAGCAAUUAUCUAUUGCCCGAUCCUCUUGCAGAGCAAAAAUUACGAACGGAUUUGAUGACAACAACUUGGAAUAUCCACUUGUUUGGUAAAAUGACAAAUCAUUUAUCUGUACAGCGUGGUAGUAUUGUAGAUCUUGUAUUACGUGCCUUUGAUUUAGAUUUACCUCACAUCAAUGCAAAAACAGGAAAAAUCAUCAGCUCAACAAGUUCAAGAAAUGUAGCCCUACGUCUUAUUGGACCUAGAGAUUAUGUUUAUCGUGCUCGAUCUUCUCUUCCUUCUUCUUCUUCUCAAUCCCUUUCAUUGGAAUCUGUCCCUGGAAAAUUACAAGGUCUUAAUGUGAUUUAUAUUCGUGGUGGUCCUCCCCGUCUAGCACAAGUGACAAUCGAUUUAGAUGUUGUCGUAGGUAAACUUCAAAUUGGUAUUCCUCUCGGUGAACCUUUUAUGCAGACAUCCAUUACUUUGACAGACGUCACACAACAACAUAUCAAUGCUCUACUGAAUAGUAUUGUCUACUUACCAAGUUCUUUACAUGUGGCUAAUGGAGGAAAAGAUCUGCUUCAUGUUACUAUCUCUUAUCACAACGGCGAGUUGAUCAAGGAAACUGAUAAGAUUGAAGUGGCUAUAUUUACUAUGGAAGCGGAUGAAACUUAGUUAUUUAUUAUUUAUAUAGUUUAGUGUUUUAUAUUACUUUGUAUACCUUUUAUUAUUGUAGAAAAUGAAAUUAAUAAAAAAAAAAAAGUACCAACAUUGUCUGAUUAUUAUUAUCAUAGAACAAUUAUCAAAGAAAAAAAAAAGAAUAACGUGAUCAGACUAAAAGUUAAUAAU